ACGAAGUAGAGGCAAGAGGGCAGAGAGCCUUGAGUCUUCACUCACCAAGUCACCAUCCAGUCCAAGAGUCCGCACCGGAUCGACGAACAUUUCCAUCUUUUCCACUCAGUCGCAACUGAAAUGGUUCUCACUACGCGCCAGAGACGCCCUUUACCUUCCGAUCCUUCAUCCUCGUCGUCGGAGAGUUACUCGAAGGUCGAUAAACAGGGGCGAUCGGAGGAGGGUCAGGACAAGGGGCUGCGGUGGUUCCUGCCGCUGUUCGCCCUGGGAAUGCUACGGUACAUGAGCGCCACUUCAAAUAUCAUACACGACUGCGAUGAAGUCUUCAACUACUGGGAGCCUCUCCAUUUCCUUCUUUAUCAGUCUGGAUUCCAGACAUGGGAGUACAGUUCGCAGUUUUCUCUUCGUUCGUAUCUAUACAUUGUCUUGCAUGAAUUGGUGGGUCGACCAGCUUCCUGGUUUUUCAGUGAUGAAAAGGUGAGAGUGUUCUAUGCAGUAAGACUAUUUCUUGGUCUCCUCUCUGUUAUUGCGGAUGCUGUUCUGGUAGUGGCUCUUUCGAGGAAGUAUGGAAAACGAAUUGCUUCUUAUGCACUUGCAAUGCUAUGUUUAACCAGUGGUUGUUUCUUUGCCAGCACAAGUUUUUUGCCAAGUUCAUUUUCUAUGUAUGCCUUGAGUCUCUCAUCAGGAUUAUUUCUCCUGGAAAAACCUGCGUUGGCUGUCGCUGUUGCUGCUACUGGUGUCAUACUUGGCUGGCCAUUCUCAAUCUUAGCUUUCCUGCCAGUCACGUACUACUCUUUGGCUAAAAAAUUCAAACGUACCUUUUUAGCUGGGUCUGUCACCUCUAUUCUUCUGCUUGCACUCUCAGUACUUGUUGAUUAUUACUACUACAGACGAUGGACAUCAUCUGUUUUGAAUCUAUUGAUAUAUAACAUUGUAGGAGGAGGCGAGAGCCAUCUUUAUGGGACUGAAGGACCAUUGUUUUACUUGAGGAAUGGAUUCAACAAUUUUAACUUUUGCUUUGUACUCGCGUUGCUCUUUUUGGUAAUUCUGCCAAUUACGAGGAAGAAGUAUACCCCAGAUUUACUGAUUGUGGUCUCUCCUCUUUAUAUUUGGCUGGGGUUUAUGUCUCUGCAGCCACAUAAAGAAGAAAGGUUCCUAUAUCCAAUAUACCCUCUUGUUUGUGUUGCUGCUGCGGCGGUCAUCGAGAACUUUCCUGAUCUUUUCCGAGACAAGCAUAAUCCUCAUGAUAAUUCUUGGAUUGUUAUGACAGCCAAAAUUCUUAGACCAGUGACUCUUAGCCUGAUAUUAUGUGCCUCCCAUGCACGUACGUUUUCACUGAUAAAUGGUUAUGCUGCUCCUUUGGAGGUUUACAAGAUCUUGGAGCACCAUGAUGAGGCAGGAAAAGGUUCUGUACUUUGUGUGGGAAGUGAAUGGCACCGAUACCCUUCAUCAUUUUUCGUUCCUGAUUAUGUAAGUGAAGUUCGUUGGAUUGAUGAUGGCUUCAGAGGUCUACUUCCAUUGCCUUUCAAUUCUACCCUUGGUGGCACCGCAGCAGCUCCUCCAUAUUUCAACGAUAAGAACAAGGCAUCAGAUGAGCAAUAUAUCCGUGAUCUUGAUGUUUGUACCUUCUUAGUUGAGCUGCACCUCAACAGGCCUUAUCUUUACCGUGGGAGUGACCUCGGAACGUGGGAGCCUAUUGCAGCAUUCCCUUACCUGGACAGAGAAUUUUCACCUCCGUUAUACCGGUCGUUCUUCAUCCCGUAUCUCUGGCAGCAGAAGAAUUCUUUUGGCUUGUACAAGCUCUUUAAAAGAAUUCCCAAAUGAAUGACAUUGCUACUUGAUACUUAUAGAGUUGUUCAUGAUGAUUGUCCCCAACUCACACUCAUACCCCCCCUGUAAACCCCCUUACCCAUGAACACAAGACCGGCGGCCCGCUUAUUCUGUAAUGAGAUUUUGAAAUAGCGAAAGACGAGUAGGUUUUUGUUGUGAAUUCACUAAUAUAUGGUCUGUUCUUCAUAAUUAAGUUCGUGGUGUUUUUGUGAAA
Molecule: messenger RNA, 2044 nt
Organism: Tripterygium wilfordii
Lineage: Eukaryota; Viridiplantae; Streptophyta; Magnoliopsida; Celastrales; Celastraceae
Product: dol-P-Man:Man(6)GlcNAc(2)-PP-Dol alpha-1,2-mannosyltransferase-like
Exons: 10
Coding region: 121-1824 (567 amino acids)
Biological process (GO): protein N-linked glycosylation
Cellular component (GO): endoplasmic reticulum membrane
Molecular function (GO): alpha-1,2-mannosyltransferase activity
Source: RefSeq, a predicted model, not a curated record